GUACAUCUUUACGAAAUGAUAGUAAACGUGUAGUCGUGCAGCUAGUGUUUUUUGUCGUUGUUUUGACAAACAGCAAGGCGUAGACGGUAAACGGGUUGAGUGUUGUUGUUAGCUGUCGAGCUAAGCGAACAGGCGAUGCUCAGUAUGUAGUCUUCUGAAGAUAAUCCGGUGUUCGUGCACUUGUCACCUUGAUGUUUUGCUUUGCCAAGCAACGAAUUGUUUUGUGUGUUUACUUACACGUGUCACACGUCAGGAGUCGUCAUGUCAAAGCAGCCGAUGGGGAAGACGUUGCUGAGGAAUGUAAUCCGCCACACAGAUGCCCACAAUAAGAUCCAGGAAGAGAUGGAGAUGUGGAAAAUGCGAGACUGGGAGAUCCAAAUGUCCCACCACAAACAUUUGUCAGAUGCAGAGUGUGUGAGAGGACGUAUGCACUGCGAUCGAGUGUCAGAUCAACAUAAAGACUUCAGUCGCAGCAGAGAGCGAGUUUCAGAACAUGAUGACAGAGAGGCUCGAUACUGGACGCGCAAACUGUAUGACUUCGAGGCCAAUGAUCCUGACAGAUGGGGACACAGCGGCUUUAAGGAGCUUUAUCCUGAAGAGUUCAAAAGUGAUGGUGAGGAAACCACAAAGAAGGUUAGUCGUCACAAGAUUAAAAAGUCCAAGUCUGACACAGAAGCAUCCUUAUCAAAACGAUCCAAAAAAUCCUCCCACAAGAAGAAAAAGAAAAAGAGGAAGAAAGGUGCGGAAGAAAAACGUAAGAGAGUGGAGUCGUCGAGCAGCGACUGCAGCACUGAUGACAGCGACACCACCAAAGACAAGCAGAGGAGAAAAAGGACUAAAAGUCGACAUAAGAACAAGAAAAGUGCAAAAAGCAGAGGGAGAGAUGAGGAGAGUGGCUCGGGAGACAGUAAUGACGAGGUUAAAAGGGAGAGGCGGACUCACAAAAAACGAAAGCAGGACUCCCACAAAGACUCAGACUCAGGGCCGAACUCAAAAAAGAAGAGGAGGAAAAACUGGAGAGCAGCAGGAGAGGAGAGCUCAGAUGAUAGUUCUGCAGACUGAGAUACACGGACAUGAACAGGCACACAGCUCAGGUAACAACCAGGAAAACCACUGCAGAGUCCUUUGUUCAUCUUAACUGCACAGAGGGCUUUUCACUGCAGGGCUGUUCUGUAUUGUACUUUGUUUGACAUCAACAAACCUGUGCUGUCGGUCCUCUCCGUGGGCGCUCUGCGUAGCAAUAACUCAUCACCUCUGCAGUGGCUUGAAGCACACGGUACUGCAGGCAGCAUGAAGAGGGAUGGUGGGGUAUCCUCCACCUGCCUCAUCAGAAAAUCCUGUGGGCUGCAGGCUCGGUGAUUGAUCAUUGAUUCUUUCCUCAGUUGGCCUGCUUCAUGUGGAAAUCUGUCCUGAAAUGACCACUGUUUGUUUUUUUACCUAAUUUAAGAGAAAAAGAAUCAAAUUAUGCAACUUUCCUCAUUAAUUGUGAUACAUUGGGAAUUUGCUUUUAACAUUGGUAAGCAGGAUAUUGUAAUAGGUGAAAAAUAAACAUGUAUUUUGCAUUAUGUAUUUUUCAUAUUUAAAAUGGUGGAAUAUGCAUUUUUCAAGGAUAACUGUGGUGAUAUUCAGUAUCUAUUUAGUUGGCAAAAUUUCCCAUUAAAUGACCAAAACUGACAAUGAUGUUAUCCAACUAACAAGUGUUGUCUGUGGAGCUGAUGGUACUGUAUAGUGGGGUAUAGUAUAACAAGCAAUUUAACACAAUUACAGUAUUUAGAAUAUUGUGAGAGACUGCUGCUUUUUUCUUGAAGCAAUGAUGAGCUUUAAGAAAACAUUUUUCACUUGUCGCUUUUCACUUUUUUAGUAAACAGUUAGCCUCCCUCACUACCUCAAUGAUUUUCACUCAGUUGGGCCACACAAUAGCCGAGUGGUGAGGAUGCAUAGCACGUGGGCACGAAUGAAAUAACUUCCAUAUAGCCCUUUAUUUUCCGCUGCCAUAGAGCUUCACUGUUAUAAUAAAACUAUUCCAAGACUCA
This is a messenger RNA of Amphiprion ocellaris (clown anemonefish), 2033 nucleotides long. It is a transcript of the gene nkapd1, whose product is annotated as NKAP domain containing 1. The record is from RefSeq and is a predicted model, not a curated record. Lineage: Eukaryota; Metazoa; Chordata; Actinopteri; Pomacentridae. The transcript has 5 exons. Bases 262 to 1062 code for a protein of 266 amino acids.